Trichoderma virens Gv29-8 is the source of this 1199-nucleotide messenger RNA. RefSeq lists its product as uncharacterized. The record is from RefSeq and is a predicted model, not a curated record. The transcript is spliced from 6 exons. Gene Ontology annotation, biological process: signal transduction. Gene Ontology annotation, cellular component: cytoplasm. NCBI's taxonomy places the organism in Eukaryota, Fungi, Ascomycota, Sordariomycetes, Hypocreales, Hypocreaceae. The coding region runs from base 112 to 903 and encodes 263 amino acids.
CCAUUUCCUUUCUCUCCCUCUCAACGAAGCAUCAAACCCCCCCCUUUCCCAGAACCGCGUCUCAUCCUGCCAUAAAAAAAAUCCAAAAAAUCAACCAAAUCUACCGUCAAAAUGGGUCACGAAGAUGCUGUUUAUCUGGCCAAGCUCGCCGAGCAGGCCGAGCGAUAUGAGGAGAUGGUUGAGAACAUGAAGAUCGUUGCCUCCGAGGACCGCGACCUGACCGUCGAGGAGCGCAACCUCCUCUCCGUCGCCUACAAGAACGUCAUUGGCGCCCGCCGUGCCUCCUGGAGAAUAGUCACCUCUAUUGAGCAGAAGGAGGAGUCUAAGGGCAAUUCUUCCCAGGUCACCCUUAUCAAGGAGUACCGCCAGAAGAUUGAGAACGAGCUUGCCAAGAUCUGCGACGAUAUCCUCGAGGUCCUUGACCAGCACCUGAUUCCUUCUGCCAAGUCCGGAGAGUCCAAGGUCUUCUACCACAAGAUGAAGGGUGACUACCACCGUUACCUUGCCGAGUUCGCCAUUGGUGACCGCCGCAAGGACUCCGCCGACAAGUCUCUCGAGGCUUACAAGGCUGCUACCGAGGUUGCCCAGACUGAGCUGCCUCCUACCCACCCUAUCCGCCUGGGCCUUGCGCUGAACUUCUCCGUCUUCUACUACGAGAUCCUCAACGCCCCUGACCAGGCUUGCCACCUCGCCAAGCAGGCAUUUGACGAUGCUAUUGCUGAGCUCGACACUCUUAGCGAGGAGAGCUAUAAGGAUUCUACCCUCAUCAUGCAGCUGCUCCGCGACAACCUGACCCUCUGGACCUCUUCUGAGGCCGAGAACACUUCUGGCCAGGCCGAUGCCCCCGCCAAGGAGGAGACCCCCGCUGAGGGUGCUCCCGCUGAGGAGCCCAAGGCUGAGUAAACUCAGUUAGGGGAGCGCGGGAUGAAUCUCUAGGCUUUGGUCGCUUUGGUAUCGGAUGGGCUGGUGUCUACGGAGUGGAUGGAAGACUUCGUUUUUGAUCAAGAGCUUCGGCAUCGUUUAGGUAAACACGCAACUUUCGGGGAGAGAACCGGUUUGGUUCCCCCUCAACGGACUGGCAGGGAGGAUUGAAGAAGAGCAUAUUGGAGGUUCUGCUUUUAGACUCUUGAUGCGUAGCCGUCUGGACAAAUAAAAACUACUAAAAUUGCUUUUUAAUAUUAUUUUACUUUUUACCAAGC